Molecule: messenger RNA, 5729 nt
Organism: Centropristis striata (black sea bass)
Lineage: Eukaryota; Metazoa; Chordata; Actinopteri; Perciformes; Serranidae
Product: ras-related protein Rab-40C
Exons: 6
Coding region: 1207-2046 (279 amino acids)
Biological process (GO): intracellular signal transduction; protein localization to plasma membrane
Cellular component (GO): plasma membrane; synaptic vesicle; endosome
Molecular function (GO): GTP binding; GTPase activity
Source: RefSeq, a predicted model, not a curated record
UGCGGUACCGAGGAGACACAGCUGUGAUUAUGAUUCAAUAUAAUGGCGAAAAAUGGAAAAAUCACGGACUGAGAUAACUGAGUACACCUACAGAGAUUUGGACUGGACGUAAAGCUGCCAUGGGCUUCUGACCCCGCUGUGGAUCUCGCUGUUUUUAGGAUAUAACACAGUGAAGUUACGGCAAUCUUUGUCCCCCGGACUAAAGAAAGACCAGGGGGCCUGAAAUUACACGGACGUCGGUUGAAGUUGAGCUACGGGCUGCGCUAGCUAAGUUAGCAUUUAGCUCGCUGUGAACUGUCUUUCUCUCUAUCCAGUUGGAAGUAUACCUAUAAAUGGCAACGCUGUAUGUGGCUAUGUGUAGCGUAAAACAUUAUCAGUGACAGCGUCUUUUUAAAACUAUCGUUUCUGAUAACUGCUUUUGCAACGUUAGCACCAGUGCUAAUAGCUAAGCUAGCUGGCUAGCUCUCUGGCAGGGCUAGCUUGUUGUUCCCCUGCUAACUUAGCCAGAGAGCUUCUGUUAAACGGGAACAAAGGGGCAGAUUUAAGCUUAGGUAGUUUAUUUGCUUACUAUAAAACAUAUCUCAGCAGAGAUUUGAGAUAAAAUUUGAGAUUUAUUCUAUUAACCAUUACAGCAUGUUUUUCUUCCUUGCAUAGACCACCAAUCACACAAAAGUCAUCCCGUCCGGAUAUAGUUUAAGUUGCACUUUCAUUGCUUUUUAAAUAUGUUAGUUUGUCGCUAAGAUAAUGUUUUUGGCUCGAGAAGGAAUCUCAGUGUGAGGAUGUGUUAUUUAUAAGCUGCCAGUCAUCAGUUUGAAAGACAGUACCAGUUGUUUACAUUAGCUAAAGCUACUUUUCCUUGUUCAGCAAAGCCUAUUAUUUUUCUUCCCGUUACUUUGAGACGUGAGGAUGUUUUGCUUUUCGGAACCACAUUUUUGGCACCCACCUUGUUUUUCAAGUAGGACAUUCCUGUGAGACUGGCCCUUUUUUGGUCUGAAAUUGCACACAAUUUGGAAGACUGUGAAAGCUGCAAGGCAAAGCAGGGACUUUAAAGUUGGUGGACCCCUAUUCACCAGGUUCAUGGCAUAACAAGCCUUUUGUUUUUGUUCAAGUGAUUAGAAUAACACACAAGGGGGUAACCCAUCCUUGUGUCAACGCGGGAGCUUACAGUUACUCAUCUUCAGCCCCUGGGCUCAGAUGUGAGGCACGAUGGGCAGCCAGGGCAGCCCAGUGAAAAGCUAUGACUACCUGCUCAAGUUCCUCCUGGUCGGAGACAGCGAUGUGGGCAAAGGAGAGAUCCUGGACAGCCUGCAGGAUGGAUCAGCGGAGUCCCCAUAUGCCUACAGUAGUGGUAUCGACUAUAAAACGACGACCAUCCUUCUGGACGGGAGGAGAGUAAAGCUGGAGCUUUGGGACACGUCAGGACAGGGGAGGUUCUGCACCAUCUUCCGCUCGUAUUCCCGUGGGGCUCAGGGGAUCCUGCUGGUGUAUGACAUAACCAACCGGUGGUCUUUUGACGGGAUCGACAGGUGGAUCAGAGAGAUCGAUGAGCAUGCUCCGGGCGUGCCUCGAAUCCUCGUCGGGAACCGUCUACAUCUGGCCUUCAAGCGGCAGGUCCCCACGGAGCAGGCGAGAGCGUACGCCGAGAAGAACGGCAUGACCUUCUUCGAGGUGAGCCCGCUGUGCAACUUCAACGUCAUCGAGUCGUUCACGGAGCUGUCGCGCAUCGUCCUGAUGAGGCACGGCAUGGAGAAGUUCUGGAAGCCCAACAGAGUCUUCAGUCUGCAGGACCUCUGCUGCAGAGCCAUCGUGUCGUGCACGCCGGUCCACCUCAUCGACAAGCUCCCGCUGCCUGUCGCUAUCAAGUCCCACCUCAAGUCCUUCUCCAUGGCCAACGGCAUGAACGCCGUCAUGAUGCACGGACGCUCGUACUCGCUGGCCAACCCGGCCGGCGGCACCAAGGGCAACAGCUUGAAGCGCUCCAAGUCCAUCCGUCCACCGCAGAGCCCGCCGCAGAACUGCACCCGCAACAACUGUAAGAUCUCCUAAUAAACGGCUUCCUCUGGAGCUGGGGGGGUCAGGAUCAGAGCACGGAGUCAGGAGUGUACAGGACGGAGGGAGGUGGUGAACAGAGCUCAUCCCUGAACCUGAAGAGCUGAAGAGCAGGAAUGAUGGAUAAAGGGAUGAACGAGUGCUACCUCUCACCUUCAUAUUGCACAGUAUGAAUUAGUUUCCAGCGCAGGGAGCGAGCGGUGCCUCCAGAUACCAGAGGAGGGGCACCGGGUCUCCACAGACCUGAUUCUCACUACGAGAGAGAGAGACUCCACAUCCACUGCUGGAGUUUUAACUACAUGUACAGAAAUCCCUCACCAACUCAAACAUAUUUAGCUCCUCUACAUGACGCACGCCUCCAUGUGCAUCACAGAAAUCACCUCAAGACCAAUUCUUCACUUUUAUGUCUCACAUUUCUUUCUCUCUCUUUCUGUCCACACCUCUGCGGUUUAUUUGCUGUUUUAUUGACGAAUAAGCUAACCAUCGAGACACUACUCCCCAGUCCCUCCGGCUGGCUGUGUGUUCGAACACUCAUUGUGCUUUGGGAGACAGAGUAUCUCAUCCAGUGACACUCUGAGGGGAAAUCUUGGUGACAAGAUGAGUGACUGUUCCCAUCUGGUGCUGUAGUUGACGUGAAGGUCUUCAGGCAGACCCAACCCCCCGACAGGCUCUGAUCAGACAACACGCAUGGUGCAGACACUUCUUUUUCAUUAUUGUUGCUAGAGAUCUGUACCUUUUUAAUAUUCAUCAUGAUAAUUGGACAGGUGGAGGGCUGUUCUUAAACACUUUGUUGGACUUAGAUCUGAUUGGGUCCAUAAGGCCUCAGCUGGAUCAUUUCAAAGCAUAUUUAAGUUAAAAAAAAGAGACUCUCAAUUCAUCCCACUGGACAACGUUCGGCAGCAGAAAAGCAGCGACUAAAACACUUCAAACUCAAUUCAAAAAGCCGCCCCAGGCUGCUAAAACUCAGCCCUAAAAGACGCAACCAGACUCGAUGCUGUACUGGGUCUGUAAAAACACGCUGCUUGUUUAAUGUUCACCUGCGACCAACCGGCUUAAAGCACAAAAAAAAAAAACACGACUGUGAAACUGCAGUAACCAGCUCUCACAUUUCUCUUAUAAUUCUGUUUUUAACUCUUCCUUUUCACAUGAUGAAGAGAGACAGAACAGAUCAGAUAAGGCUGGAGAUAUUCUAUUCUAAAUCCUCUUGGCUUUUCUUUUUGGCCCAGGAGCUUCUGGGAGUCGUAGUCUGAAUCCCGUUCCUCCGCUGUGUCCUGCUGUGUUCUCCAAACAUUAACCUCAGUGUCAGAGAGGAGAGAGCAGAAGAUGUGAUGAUGGUGCGAUGUAAACACAAACCGGUCAGAGGAGCUGAGCUGGUCAGGACGGAGUCAGGUGAAGAGGAACGUGUUGACAGUAAAUAGCGCCGCGUGUUUACCACUUCAACCGUCUCACACAGUCUUGACUUAAAGCUUUAUAUCACACCUGGAUUGACUCAUUCAUCCUUUUUAGUUUUUUUUUAUUAUUUGCCAAUUUUUACUUUUUUUUUCAAUUAACCGUAAAACCCUCUGAACCCUAACAAGCAGUUUUAGAGUGCUUUUAUAACUCACUGCAGCCACGUUUUUCACUACAAUAUAAAAAAUAUGUAAGUCCUGCAGUUCUGUGAAAUCAGCAUAAUCCUGGCUAGAAGUGGAAACAACUAAAACAAAAAUUCUUCAAUAAUUUAUGGAAGAAAUAUUGGAAUAAAAUCUGUUACUAUUAAAUCUGUAACCAGUAUUGUCAGCUCCACAUAUUAUUUAUAUAUUUCCAUGUUUCCAGCCUGUCUCGUCCUUUCCUCUCUGCAAAAAUACUUUUUAAAGGAAAAUCUGUGUUCAACAUUAGAAAUUGAGAGUACUUACAGCUUGUGCCAGUAAAUCAAAUAUUUUAUGCCUUUGAUUGGUUUUAGGACAUUUUGAUGACCAUUUCUCACUAUUUUGUGAAAUUUUACAGACCAGGCAAAAAUGAAUUACAUUAGAUUAAUUAACAUUAAAACGCUCAUGGGCUACAGCUUAUUACCUUCCGAAUGGUUUCAACAAACAGGAGGAAACUCGUUUUUUCAUUCAUUUCAUUCUGUUUGUUUUAAAGAACAAAGGUCAGGCUUUAAACACAAACAAUACUUGUUAGGAUUGAGUUAAAACACAGAAUAUCACCAGCCUUGUUUUUAAAUAUGAGCAUUAUUUAUCAGCCAUCACUCGCUGCUGCUGCGUUCAGGUCCAGUGGGAAACGGCAGACACGAGUGGACGAGUAAACAGGCUAUAGUGUCUCAGUGAGUCGUCCCUCCUGAGAAUCUCCCACAGGAACCAGUGCAGCACGUCUUCUUCCCCUUCUUCGCCUUCUUCUUCUCCUUCUCCUCCUUCUGAUCUGUGCCCCCGCUCCGCAUGCCAUCCCAUGAUUCAUAGCUGCUGAAUAAUAGAUGCUCUCUUCACAGAUCCUCAUCAGUACGCCCCGGCUCCGUCUCUCCCUCGCCGCUCUUUCAUCCUCCGCUCCAUUUGUUUCUCUCUGUGAUUUAAAGAAUCAGCUGCUGCUUGUUUUACAUUUGAGAUGACACUUUUCUUCCUGUGUUUCCUCCUAAACCUGCUGAUCAGCGGUCACUGCUGGAAAGUAACAUUUACUCGAGUAUUGAACAACUUUGAGGUGCUUUACUUGGGUAUUUCUAUUUUAUGCUACUUUAUACUUUCACUCCAGUAAAUCUCAACGAAAAAUAUUCUACUGUUAUUGCACUACAGUGAUUUUUUUAUUUCCUUUCUGUCCAGUUAAAACCAAACACAGCCCUGAUUCCACAACAGUUGGGACGCUGUGUAAAUAAAACAAGUAUAUUUACUAAAAACAUACAAAAAAUGUAUUAUCUUUGUACAGUUUUAACUGAAUAUAUAUUUCUAGCCCAUUCUGUUUUAUUUACAUUUUUAGACAAUGUCCAAAAUUUUUUGGAAUCCAGGUUUGUAUCUUCAGAAGUGUUUAUGAAUCAAGUUUGUGAUAAACUAAAAUAAUAUGAUGGAAAUAUCACAGAAUAUUAUUAUUAUUAUUAUUAUUAUAAUCAUAGAAAUACAAAAAAAAGUUGGGACAUUGAGAAGAAUCUUCAUUUUUGACAUAUAUUCAAUUAAAAACUGUACAAAGAAAAUAUAUUUCAUGUUCAAACUCAUAAUUUUUCUGUGUACCCAACAAUGCAGAAAGGUUCAUUUUAGAAUAAUAAUAAUUAAUAAUUAUAAUUAUUGAUGCAUUAAUGUGUUCAACACUUUAAUUUGAUUACACUAUAUUCUGCUGUGUAGUUCAACCUUUAAUACAUCAUCGUUUAUUUUAUAUUUCCCAUUAAUAAUUGAAUCUGAAAAGUAACUGAAGUGCAGAGAAAAGUUGAAGAUUUCCCAGGAGUAACAGGAGAAAGUUGCAUAAAAAAAGUACAAUUUAAAAACUUCACUUGAGUAAAAGUACUUUCCAGCAGCAGCUGCAGAAUAAUCCACAGUAAUGUUUAUCAGUUUCAGGGUGAAACAGAGAAAUAGACACAGCUGACGCUUGUUUGUUCCGUCAGAAAAAGUUUUUUUAAAGAAAGAAAAGAAGAAUUUAUUUGACUCGAGCUUGUUGCCAAGAUUUGUCUGCAGAGUUUCUGAACUGGAAACGCUGAUGUUGUUUUGUGUUAUUUUAUUCAUCCAACA